GUCAAAAUUCAAAACCGCGCCAACUUUCUACCGGACUCCGCAUUUUGGGCGAAGCUUUGAUCGUACAAAUCAAUCUAUGGUUUUACUUCGCCUACAAAAAUGAUUUCCACACCAGGAAGAAUGUAUUCAAAGACCCCCAAACGGACGCCAAUGAGAAGAGAAAGGCAGCCGCCGAAAGACGUUGACCCUGUUGAGGUUUACUGUCGAGUGCGGCCUCUUGAUCCUGAUGAUGAUGAAACCACUGUAGAGAUUUUGAGUGAAGAUACUAUUCAGCUCAACCCACCAAAGACAUCAAGAGCCAUUUCAAAAAUAGAAAAGAUGGAAUGUACAUUCAAAAAAGUGUUCACAGAAAAUGACACUCAGAAGGGUAUCUUUGUCCAAGUUGGCCUGCCUCUGAUUGAAGAUCUAGUAAACGGAAAAAGUGGCCUUGUGUUUAUGUAUGGAAUAACAGGGUCAGGAAAAACAUAUACGAUGAACGGCUCUCCGUCAAAUCCAGGCCUUUUGCCAAGAUGCCUUGAUGUUCUUUUCAACAGCAUCUCUGAAGUGCAGACUGAGAGAGGAGUUUUCAGAACUGACACUCAUAAUGGUUAUGAACUUUUAUCUGACUCCGAAUCUAAACAGGAAAGAGAUAAAAGAGAAAAAGAACUAAAAUCAAGACACUACAAAGAAUUGAGGAGAGGAAAUGAGAUGUCAGAUGUAAUUCGUGUCCCUGACUCAACAACCUUGCCAAUUGAUGAUGACAGAAACUACGCUGUUUUUAUUUCUUAUGUCGAAAUUUACAACAACUUCAUAUAUGAUUUGUUGGAUGAAAACCAAGACGCCAUUACGAAGGCUCCCGUUUCAAGAAGCCUCCGCGAGGACGCUGACAGAAACACUUAUGUUGUUGGUGCGACUGAAGUAGAAGUUAAAACAACAGAUGAGGCCUACGAUGUCUUUUGGAAUGGCCAGAAGCGAAGGCGUGUCGCCCACACAUUGCUGAACGCCGAAUCAAGCAGAAGUCACAGUGUGUUUACAAUCAGACUGGUCCAGGCACCGCUUGAUUCCAGCGGACAACAAGUCCUCCAGGAUAAAAGAUUCGUACUCGUUAGCCAGUUGUCUUUGUGCGAUCUUGCUGGGUCAGAGAGGACAAAACGAACUGAGAAUGAUGGCGACAGGCUCAAAGAAGCUGGAAAUAUAAACAAUUCAUUGAUGACGCUUCGCAACUGCAUCGAAUCUUUGCGUGAAAAUCAGAAAGCCAUGGAAAGCGGAAACAGGCUUCAAAUUGUUCCAUAUCGCGAGUCAAAACUCACCCACUUGUUCAAGAGGCACUUUGAAGGGGAAGGAAAGGUGCGGAUGAUUGUCUGUUUAAACCCGAAACCAGAAGAGUUUGACGAAAGUUUGCAUGUCAUGCGAUUCUCAGAGGUCACACAAGAGGUUAAAGUAGCAAGAUCUGAAGGAGCCAAAUUUGAUAUUGGACUAACCCCCGGCCGAGGAAAAGCGCAUCGCUUAUACAAAGGCGUGAGAGACGAAUUGGAACAAGUCAAAUCGGAAUUCGCUGAAGUAGAAGUCAUUCCUCUGAGGCCACUGCAAAGAUUCGAGUCAUUCCCAUCCUUACAGAUGACGUCAGCUGAGGACAGCAGAACUCUCUUCAAUUUGAUUAGUUAUUUGCAACAGCGAAUCACAUUGCGAAACACUUUGCUUACAGAGCAAAGCAGAAAAGAGGAAAAUCUUCGCUCACAGCUUCUUAGCCUACAGCAAGAAAAUGAAGACUUAUGUCGGGCCUUGGCUGAUCAGAAGUCAGCUUAUUCAGAUAAGGACAGGGAAAUUCUAAAUCUUGAAAAAAGAAUAAAAAAUCUUAACUCAAAGAUGAUGACAGUACAAAGCACCGUGUCUCGUCUUGAAAAAGACAAAAGAGAAGUUGAAACCGAGGCUGAAAGAUACAAGAAGGCAUAUGAACGCGAGAGACACGAAAAACACAAAGUAGAAAAGAUGCUGAAACAUCUGACGUCAUCAGAAAGAUCAAAGUGGGAAAUGGAAUGUAAUAAAAGAGUAAAGAAUAAAGAGCUGGAGAUGCAAGAAAGAUAUUUAAAAAAGACGGAAAGAUUGGCGCAAGUUAAGGAUAUCAUACAGAACUUUGAUAGUCCUGUGAGAACAGUUCAUAUGGACAUACCAAUUGAAGGAGAGGAAGCCCCUCCGUAUAUUCCACCAGAGCCUAAACCAGCCCCUGUGAGGCAGCAUCAUCGACAAGUCAAAGAGAAAGUGCCACCUCCAGUUGCUAAGAAACCAGCAAGAACCAAGCCGAAAACCCCAAGCACAGAAAGGAUUCAUAGGUCAAGGUCACCGCCUGCGACAACCAGAAAGCCUGACAGACGAGAAGCUCCAAUGCGAGCACGACACAGAAGGUCAAGAUCAUCAGACUGCAUUCUGGUUCAUAAGCCAACAGAUACCCUUGAAACAGAUACAAUAAUGCAGCCGAUGAUUAGAAACAAGAAGACUGUGGCUAUUCCAAAAAUCAGUGACCUCAAGAACGAGCUUCAUUACUUGCUUGAACACCAAGAAGAAGACUCAGCGGGUGAAAUUGAAACAAAACUGUUCAAGGGUGCCGUCAUGAAAACCCGUACAGGGGGGCACAGUGUGCAAUUUACGGACAUUGAGAGUUUGAAGCAUCGAUCUGAAGGGGGAGUGACUACAACUGCUCCGUCUGGCAAUGACACUGAUGGAUCUCCACACAGACGGGGGAAAAAGAGGCCAUCGUCUGCUUCCGAGGCUGUGUCAGACGACAGUCUCACAAGCAUUGAAGGAAGGUGUGCUGUUGGAAUUGGUGGCGGGCCCUACGGAGAACCAGCCCAAGAAUCAAAGCGAAAGAAGCAUUAAAAGAAACAGCAUGGUUAAAGACAACCUCCAAACCACGCCGAGACUGAUGCAAUAUUGUGGUUUUCUCGAUAAGAAAAUGAACUGCGUCUGUCUUCUGCGUUAUUUGUGAAUUUAUUUAUAUUCGAUUUGUAAAAGAGUUGUUGCAGUUUGUGGUAGAGGGGAGAGGCUAAAAAGCCAAAUUAUCUUACGUCCCGUUUAGUAGAUCAGGUGAAAUUUCUUAACACGAAAUUUAGAAUUAUUCGCUGCAUAUAAUUCAUAGCCGAAUCCACACUGACUUAAAUAUUCACUUAAGUUGCCUUUAAAAACUGCAACAAUUGAAGUCCAACUGUGUUUUGUUCUUUUCAUAAAAGACUUUCUACUUGUAUUCAAGUCUCAAGACUUAGGGGAAAGAAAAUUGAUUUGCUCGAUAUAUUUACAAUACAGUAAAACACAAAUGCAGUUAUUUAUUUAGGCCGAACUCACAAACAAUCCAUCAUUAUGAAAUUAAAGCUGUUAUAAAUUAUUUGCAGCACAAAUUAAUACAUUUUGACAUUUUUAAUCAUGGAAAUGCGAAAGACUUUAUUUACUUGCUAUAUUUUGUAAAUAACUAUUAUCCUUUGUUAAUUUUUCAGAAACUUUGAUUUUUAUUUCAACUUGUAAGAGUUUGAUGUAGUUUAUUUGAUUAUAAAAUAUUGAUACUUAAA
Messenger RNA from Rhopilema esculentum, 3536 nucleotides. The record is from RefSeq and is a predicted model, not a curated record. Lineage: Eukaryota; Metazoa; Cnidaria; Scyphozoa; Rhizostomeae; Rhizostomatidae.